Cyprinodon tularosa is the source of this 1458-nucleotide messenger RNA. RefSeq lists its product as uncharacterized. The record is from RefSeq and is a predicted model, not a curated record. NCBI's taxonomy places the organism in Eukaryota, Metazoa, Chordata, Actinopteri, Cyprinodontiformes, Cyprinodontidae. Gene Ontology annotation, molecular function: protein binding. The transcript is spliced from 5 exons. Bases 1 to 1317 code for a protein of 438 amino acids.
AUGCGGGAGCUUUUGCAGGCUCCUGAUAGCGAUCCAGAUGAGAAGGGCAUUUCAGUAAUCCAACUUGGAGGAGAUAAAAGCAUGGAUCAACUUCUCACCAUCCGGUUGGGAGAGGGAAGAACGAAAUUUGCCGAUGUUUUUAAGAUGGAGGAAGGAAACCUUAUAGAGGUGGCGGACAUGGGUGUGAAACAAUUGUGCAUCUCAUACUCUGGCUCCAUGGCUCUCUGGCUCUGUGGUGUGUUGGUGCUGUUCUGUGCCUCUGAUGCUGCCCAGGCCAUGUUAGUCACCGACAUGGACUAUGGAGGCAUUCCUCUGUGGAUAAACCGCCUGCUUGGUGAGCCCAGCGUUUUAAGUCUCCAGGGAAGGAUGGACCCGGCCUGGUUUCGGGCCAACAACCCCCAGUUCUGUCCUGAGCAGUGUGUGUGUCCAAUCCAGUGGCCAACAUCGCUCUACUGUGACAACAUAGCUCUCGAACACAUCCCUGAAGGACUGCCACCAAGAACCCAAUACUUGUUUCUACAGGCCAACAACAUCUCAUCUCUGUCCUCCUCCAUCCUGGCUAAUAUUACCGGUCUGCGCUGGCUGAUCAUCGACAAUAAUCAGCUCAAGAGUGAAAACCUGGAGAUAGGAUCCCUGGAGAACCAGAAAGACCUGCGCUACUUUUUUGCAAACAACAACCACCUGACUUCAGUGCCUAACGGUCUACCGGCCGGGCUCAAACAGCUGCGACUGGCCAACAACCUUAUCAGCAGCAUCAGCCCAGGAGCGUUUCAGAACCUGGAAUAUCUAUCGGUGCUGUUACUGCAGGGGAACAGACUGCAGACCAUCACAGAGGCAGACCUCAAAGGUCUGGUCAGGCUGAAUCUGUUAGACGUCAGCGGAAAUCUGUUCUCAUCUGUCCCCAGGCAUUUACCUCCCUCAGUCCAGCAGCUCUAUUUGUCCAAUAAUUCCUUCUCCAGUCUGGAUGAGGACAGUUUUGAGGGUUUUCUAGACCUGAAGUAUCUGCGUCUCAGCCGCUGUGGCCUGCAGAGCGUCAGCAUCCACCCUCAGGCAUUUAACCACUCCAGCCUGGUGGAGCUGGACCUCUCUUACAACAAGCUGACCACCAUCCCCACUGUUCCAACAACACUCCAAUACCUCUACCUGGAGGCCAAUAAAAUUAAAGAGUUCAACGUGACCAGUUUCUGCAGAGAGGUGGGGCCUCUGUCCUACUCCAGAAUGAAAAUCCUACGGCUGGAUGGAAAUGAAAUGACAUACCACCAGCUGCCCCCUGACUGGGUUUACUGUCUCCGAGUGCUUCUGAGAAUAUUCAUCUGACUCUAAGAAAUAGUAAAACAGAUGUAUAGCAUUUCCUGCUCCAAACUGGUGCUACAAGAAAAAAACAUGACAAAACACCUCAGCUUUUGAUUGUCCAGUUCAUUGUUUGUGUUCUUUGCAUUAAAGCUUGAAAUCAAUGAA